GGACCAACGAUGUUCGCGCUGACCUCGGUGCUGCUGCUGCUCUUGCGGCCGCUGCUGCCGCUGCUGCUGCUGUUGCUCGCUUCGGCAGCAGGUGAAGCACGCGCCCAAGAGGCCUCUCCGCCGGUGCACGUGAGCCUGCGCUCGGGCUGGCCCGCGAGCCCGUUUGUCGUCGAGCUGCUCGAGGCCGCGCACCAGGAGGCCCCGUCGUCGUUCUUUGACAUCGUUGCCAUCGUUGCCGGGCCCUGGUUCUUCAAUGACACCGACGACGGCACGCACGACCUUGCGAGCGCCACGCCGCAACAGGUGUUCAAGGGCGCCAAGCGUGCAUUCGACCGCUAUGGCGUCCUCCCGGGCGAGGCCACGCGCCGACGGUGGGAGGCCGCCCUCGCGCUCCGGGCCCAGUCGUCCAAGGUGGCCGCCUUUACGCACCUCUACCGCACCAGUGGCCUCGAGCAGCGGUGGGAGGAGGCCAUGGCUGCGCGUGACAGCAGCGACGAGUGCCGCAGCUGGGUCGACUGGGACGGCAAGGUGCUCUGCUCGCGCGACGAGCUGCAGCGCCAUCUCGACGAGACUGGCUCGACGGCUGUCACUAAGUCGCCGUACCCGGGGCCCGUCGCCUUUGACCACGUGCUCGCCCACCCGCUUGACGAGACCGACGGCGAGCAGGAGCAAGAAGCAGCCACCGCCGUCCUCUACGGCGAUCCAGCGUCGUCGAACUUCUUUGGGCUGCACGCGGCCCUGUCCGAGUACGCCCUCGGUGCACGUGCCGAGGUGCCCUUUCGCUACAUUCUGCGCUGGCGGCCGCCGCCCCAGUCGUCGACGGGUGGCGCGGCCACGAAGGAGGAGGAGGAGGAGCGCGACUACCUCGCGGGCUUCGGCGCCUCGCUCGACGUCAAGAAGGUCGACUACCUCGUCAUCGACGACCGCGCCGUGGCUGCGUCUGGCAGCGAAGACGGCGGCGGCGACAGUAACGAUGGCGACGGAAGUACAGCCACAAGACGCGGCGCGGCGACGGAGCGCGAGGCGGCCCGUGCGCAGCUCGACGAUCGCCGCUGGCUCGACGCGCAGCUGGGGGGCCCGCCGUCGGACGAGGCCGAGGAGGAGGAAGGAGGCGACGCGGGUCUGCGCGCCGCAUACAUCGUGGCCAAGAGCAGCGAGCCGCUGCGUGCGCUCCGCCAGCUCAGCCACGACUUCCCGCUCCAUGCCGGCGCACUGGCCCGGUCCAGCGCGGCGAGGCCCUCGCGCCGCUUCCUCGACGAGAUGCUCGGCCUCCACCAGAUGUACCUCCAGCAGGCCACGACCGACGUCUGGCUCAACGGCCGCUCCCUCUCGGCCACGAGCGACGAGGCCGGUGCGGCGAGUGCGCUGACGCUCCUACCCCUCGUGCGCGACGAGCGCCGCCUCCUCGACUCGCUAAUCGCACUCAACCUCUCGGCCGAGGCCGCCGUGUCGCUGCUGACCUAUGCGCCGCUCCAGCAGCAGCAGCAACAGCCGCAGUCGCAGCAGCAGGUGCAUGAUGCCUACUUUGAUGCCAGCGACCGGCCCGAGGGCGGUGCCGUCGUAUCGUGGUGGAAUGAUGUCGAGGCCGACGAGGCCUAUGUGCGCUUCCAGCCCGAGCUGCGUGGCCUGCUCCGGCCCCUGUACCCGGGCUCCUUCCCCACCGUGCGCCGCAACCUGUUCAACGUCGUCCUGCUCAUGGACCUGCGCCGCGCCGAGACGUGCCGGUUUCUGGCCGAGAGCGUCUCGCUGGCCACGAAGCGCCUUGCUCUUCACUGGGGCUUUGUGCCCACGGGCCUCGUCGAGCCUGGCGACGAGUCGAGCCAGCUCGCACGCCUCUACUGGCUCGCCAUGGAGCGCGGCGGCAGCACCCUCGCCGCCGAGUACCUCGCUCGGCUGGCCAAUGCGAUGCAGACCCACGUCACCGUCGCGCAGGCACGCGCGCAACUGCAGGCCGUGCUGCUUGCUGCUGCCCAUGUUGAUGGCAGCGACGAGGAAGAAGAAGCAGCAGCAGUCGAACAGGCCAUCGAAGCGGCGCUCGCUCCUGCCAGUGAAUGGACCGAGAGAGAAGCAAAGGCACGGCGCUACGCCAAGCGGCUCGGCGCCGUCGUCGCAGACAAAGACCACCGCGGCGAUGUGUUUGUCAAUGGCCGCCACGUGCCGUUCACCGCCGCCCUGAUCCAGCAUGUCCACCAGCUCAUUGCCGCGCAGGUCCAGGCACUCGCCCCGCUCGUCUACUACGGCACCCUCACCGACGAGGCCGACGUGAGCACGCACUUCUACGACCUCAACACCACCUUUGCCGCGCGCUCGCCCCUCGCCUUUCCCCCACCACAAGCGUCCAACAUCUCGGCCGACGCCGUCGAUCUCACCCAGGUCGCCGCCCAGCUCGACGACAGCACGCUGCUUCGCCGCUUCUUCUUGCCCAGGCAGGCGACGACGGCGACGACGGCGACAACGACGCCCAUUGACACGACGCUCUGGCUCGUGGGCGACCUCGAUAGCGACGAGGGCACGUCCCUGCUCCGCGAGACGAUCAAGGCGCAGCAGGCGUUGCCCCAGGCCUUCCGGCUCGGCCUCGUCCACGCUGCCCCGUCGCAGUCUUCUCUGGGGACCGUGUCGCGGGCCAUCUACGACCAGCUGCAGCGCGAUGACGGUGCAGCAAGCGAGGCCCUGCUCGAGGUGCUGAACAGCUCGGUGAGCAGAGGCGACGACAACAAGAACGAAGAGCCAGCGCGGCGCUUCUGGCGGGGACAGGCGCGCUUGGCCCGCCUCUUUGGCGUGGCAAAGUCCAAGUCGCCCUUUGCAAUCGUCAUCAACGGCCGCAUCGUCGCCGGCUUUGACGCUGCCAAGGUCGAGAGCAUCGACGUCGAGUCGCUCGUCGCCGUCGAGCGCCAGCGCAGGAUCGCGCCCCUCGUCGAGGGCCUCCAGACGCCGGCGAUUGCGCAGCACGACGCCGCGCUCGCCGAGCUCGCGCGCGAUGCCGACGCCAUCACCACCCUCACUUCCAUCAUCGCCCGCGCCGGUUUUGUCGAUGCCGCGUCCGAGGGCCUCUUUGCGCGCGCAUCCACGGCGCGCUCGACGGCCAUCGACGACGUGCCCACCACCAACGGCCUCACCUCGUUUGAGCUGGGUGCCGACCGUGCCCACGCCCGGCUCCGGCUCACCCUCAUGGUCGACCCGCUGUCCAAGGAGGCCCAGCGCUGGGCCGACCUCGUCGAGCACGUGCUCCAGCUCGACGACGCCAUCUGGGUCCGCGUCCUCCUCAACCCAGCCGGCGCCUCGAGAGCGGGUGCGGCGACGGACGAGGCAGAAGCAGCGGAGGCGGCGACGACGCUGCGACGCUUCUACCGCGCCAGCAGCCCCGCCAGGCUGGCCUUUGACGGCGACGGCCAGCUGCGGCGGCCCCGCGCCUCGUUCUACGGCAUGCCCGCCGACGCGGUGCUGACCAUGGCCAUCGAGGCGCCCCCGGCCUGGGUCACCAUGGCCUCGGUCGCCGUGCACGACCUCGACAACAUCCGGCUCAGCGACGUCGCACGGGCCAGCGCAGGAACACGCGCCGUCGUCGCCGCCACGUUCGACGUCAAGCACGUCCUCAUCGAGGGCCACGCGCGCGACACGGCCGCCCGCUCCGUGCCACGAGGCCUCGAGCUCGUCCUCGAGACGCUCGACGGCAGCCUCGUCGACGACACCAUCGUCAUGGCCAACCUGGCCUACCUCCAGCUGCGCGCACCCUCGCCGGGCCUCUACACGCUCCGCAUCCGCGGCGCCGGCUCCAAGAGUGCCGAGCUGUACGAGAUGGAGAGCGUGGGCAGUGCCGGCUGGAACAGUCCCCCGGUCGGCGGCGGCGGCGGCGGCGGCGGUGAGAGCAGCAGCAGCGAUGACGUUGUCACCGUCGACUCGCCCGCGGGGCUCACCAUCUACCCGCGCGUCAGGAAGCGCAAGGGCAGGGAGCACGACCGGCUCGUGUUUGACAGCGAGGGCGAGGGCGAGGAAGCUCAUGCGAUGGGCGCUGGAAGAAGCCCUGCUGCUGCGCAGGGUCUUGUCCCCUUUGCGUGGUCGCUCGUCGCGGACGCGGCCAGGCGCAUACAGACAUCCUUUUCAGCAGCCACAGCGACAGCCACUUCGAGAAGAAAGGCAGAGACGAUCAACGUCUUCACCGUCGCCUCGGGCCACCUCUACGAGCGCAUGGCGUCGCUCAUGAUUCUCUCGGUGCUGCGCCACACGCAGACGCCCUGCAAGUUCUGGUUCAUCGAGAACUUCCUCUCGCCCUCGUUCAAGGACUUUGUGCCCCACCUCGCCCGCGAGUACGGCUUCGAGUACGAGAUGGUGACGUACGCCUGGCCCCACUGGCUGCGCGCCCAGUCCGAGAAGCAGCGCCAGAUCUGGGGCUACAAGGUCCUCUUUCUCGACGUCCUCUUUCCCCUCGACGUCUCGCGCAUCAUCUUUGUCGACGCCGACCAGAUUGUGCGCGCCGACCUGCUCGAGCUCGUGCAGCUCGACAUGGGCGGCAAGCCCUACGGAUUCCCACCCAUGGGCAACGACAGUUACGACAUGGACAACUACCGCUUCUGGGAGACGGGCUACUGGAAAAAGUUCCUGCGCGGCCUGCCGUACCCCAUCUCGGCCCUCUACGUCGUCGACCUGGACCGGUUCCGGCUCCUCGCGGCGGGCGACCGGCUGCGGGGCCACUACCAGGCCCUGUCGGCCGACAAGGGCAGCCUGAGCAACCUGGACCAGGACCUCGUCGCGAGCCUGAUCCACCAGGUGCCCAUCUACGGCCUCGCGCGCGAGUGGCUCUGGUGCGAGACGUGGUGCAGCUGGGACUGGCAGGCCCAGGCAAAGAGCAUCGACCUGUGCAGCAACCCAAAGACCAAGGAGCCCAAGCUCGACCGCGCCCGCCGCCAGAUUCCCGAGUGGACCGCGUACGACGACGAGGUCGCGCGCUUUGCCGAGCGUGUGCGUGCCCAGCAGGCCACGCAGAAAACAACGCAGGGAACAGUGCAACACGACGAGCUGUGACGUGGGCCUCACUCUUUUGUCAAAACUAUAGCGCAUGAUGCGAUGAACAAUAUCCAUUAGACAGUUUCUGCUCGCUCGCUUGCUUCUAUAGCAUGGAUGCACAGCAUUCUACGAGUCCUUUUCGGCAAUCUGAAACUCGACGACAAAGUAGACGGUGCCUGUCUUCUUGUUGCGGCCUGGUAUGAGAUGGUCAGCAUGCGAUGCGCGAGUCAGCACAAUGACCACCCACAGUAGUAGCGCACCGGCUGGCCGUCCCAGUACCUCGUCACUGUAGAGGCCUCAGUCAGCAUGCACACAAGGAGGAGAAAGAGAGAAAGACAGACGCACAGUC
Acaromyces ingoldii is the source of this 5350-nucleotide messenger RNA. RefSeq lists its product as hypothetical. The coding region runs from base 10 to 5019 and encodes 1669 amino acids. The transcript has a single exon. Gene Ontology annotation, cellular component: endoplasmic reticulum. The record is from RefSeq and is a predicted model, not a curated record. NCBI's taxonomy places the organism in Eukaryota, Fungi, Basidiomycota, Exobasidiomycetes, Exobasidiales, Cryptobasidiaceae. Gene Ontology annotation, molecular function: UDP-glucose:glycoprotein glucosyltransferase activity.